AGAGCAGGGGAAAGCGCGUUCGCUUGCCCGCUCGCAGGCUCCAUAGUCGCUUUGUAUGCACAACAAUGUCCGACUGCAGACUUGACUGUAAGCUUUAACUAGCCGACCUAAGGCAGUUUGCGGCAAAAUAAUAAAGGGUCAAAGUCUAAAAUAAAAUUACAAAAGAAUACGGCACCGUCCAUCUAACUAACGAUUGGGAUCCGAGAACUGAGGCGAAGGAUGAAACCGAAGAGUUGCAUCAUGUGCACUGCUUGACGAGGGCAACGUCAUAUCUCCUAAGGACACUGGGGACGUCCACUUUUGCUGAGCGUAGCAUCUUUGGAUUUUAGAGCAAGGUUUAGGGGUAAAAUUAAAACGCAUCCCCACCCACCUUGUUCUAUACCCCCAAUUCUCUUCACCCUUCAAAAGACAACCUAUUGAUGAAGCCGAGAACCCGGCAGAGAGGAAGCGAGGACUCGCCCGCAUCGCUCGUCCCCCUUAACACGGCGGUGCGGGGGAGCUAACGGUUGCUACCUUCAGCACCUGAAUGACUUUAGGAGGUGGACAGACCGAGCACCGGGGGAUCUGAGAUCCAGGAAUUCCAUCAGCGGCACUGGCGACUUUCUGAGAUCAAGGAGACUGCUUCGGAUACACGACCCUCCCCCUUUGCAUCAGAUACAGGAGGCGACAAGCUGUUUGCAGCUUGACCUGGACAGCAUCCUGUAGCCUUCGGCUCUCUAUGCGGUUGGGCGUCAUCCUUUUCUGAGUCUGCACAGCUGCAGGCUUCACGAAACAGUGCAGCCCCAGCCCCCACCCCAGCCCCACCCCAACCAUCCCCUUCAGAAUGACAGUAGCCACUGGAGACCCAUCCGAUGAGGCGGCGGCACACCCCGGCCACCCCCAGGAUGCCUAUGACCCCGAGGCUGACCAUGAGUGCUGCGAGAGGGUGGUCAUCAACAUCUCUGGCCUGCGGUUUGAGACGCAGCUCAAGACCCUCUCCCAAUUCCCUGAGACCCUGCUGGGGGACCCCAAAAAGCGGAUGCGCUACUUUGACCCGCUGAGGAACGAGUACUUCUUCGACAGGAACCGUCCCAGCUUCGAUGCUAUCCUCUACUACUACCAGUCAGGCGGCAGACUACGACGGCCAGUCAACGUGACCCUGGACAUUUUCUCUGAGGAGAUUCGUUUCUACGAGCUGGGGGAAGAGGCUAUUGAGAUAUUCCGGGAGGAUGAGGGCUUCAUCAAGGAAGAGGAGAGGCCUCUCCCAGACAAUGAGUUCCAGAGGCAGGUGUGGCUGCUCUUCGAGUAUCCUGAGAGCUCAGGGCCAGCCAGGAUCAUUGCCAUCAUAUCGGUGAUGGUUAUUCUCAUUUCCAUCGUAAGCUUCUGUCUAGAGACCCUGCCUGUAUUCCGCAACGAUGAGGAAGAGAUGCACAGGAUCAUCCAGCCCCUUUCCAACAACACCUUCAGCUACCAGUCCACCUACUUCACCGACCCCUUCUUCAUCCUGGAGACACUCUGCAUCAUCUGGUUCUCCUUUGAGUUCCUGGUGCGUUUCUUCGCCUGCCCCAGCAAAGCGGGAUUCUUUGUCAACAUCAUGAACAUCAUUGACAUUGUGGCUAUCAUCCCCUACUUCAUCACCCUGGGCACAGAGCUGGCUGAAAAACCAGAGGAUGGCCAGCAGGGUCAGCAGGCAAUGUCUCUAGCUAUUCUCAGAGUGAUCCGACUGGUGCGUGUCUUCCGAAUCUUCAAGCUCUCCCGGCACUCCAAGGGGCUUCAGAUCCUUGGCCAGACCCUGAAGGCCAGCAUGAGGGAGCUUGGACUGCUCAUCUUCUUCCUCUUCAUCGGGGUCAUCCUCUUCUCCAGCGCUGUCUACUUUGCUGAGGCAGAUGAACCAGCGUCCCAGUUCUUCAGUAUCCCUGAUGCUUUCUGGUGGGCUGUUGUUUCCAUGACUACAGUUGGCUAUGGUGACAUGGUCCCCAUCACCAUUGGGGGGAAGAUCGUUGGGUCCCUCUGUGCCAUUGCUGGCGUGCUGACUAUCGCUCUACCUGUGCCUGUCAUCGUCUCUAACUUCAACUACUUCUACCACCGCGAGACAGAGGGUGAGGAGCAGGCCCAGUACUUGCAGGUCACCAGUGUCCCCAAGGUAGACUCUACUGAAGACCUGAAGAAGAGCCGGAGCGGCUCCACCCUCAGCAAGUCGGACUACAUGGAGAUCCAGGAAGGGGUGAACAACAGCAACGAGGACUUCCGUGAGGAGAACCUCAAGACGGCCAACUGCACCCUGGCUAACACCAACUAUGUAAACAUCACGAAGAUGCUCACGGAUGUAUAACCACUUGGGAUGAUCACAUCAGGGGUGGGGGUGGAGGGUGCGGCUUGAAGGACUUAGGGGGCUGUGGGGCUAGGGUUCUGGGAUGGUGCAAAGGAGGUUACCCUCUCAUUUUUGGAAAAACAUGGAGCCCAAGCCGCUGGAUCUAGGAAUAAUUGUGUCACACAGAGGAUGAACAUGGACUCUUUGCUCUCCAUGACCUUCCACCCCCACCCCUGCUCAUUCUCUCCAUCCUUUCAGAUCCUCCAGAUCCAAUUCCGCAUUCUUGUUUUGCUGUCUGCAUGGAAACAGUCUCGUGUGUGACUGGUCAAUCGUCAAUGUCCUGCUCGCAGUAGUAGCCAAAACUGAAAACAAAUAAUAAAAAAGGACACCGUACUGUAGCAUGAGGGGAUUCUGACUCCUGCUCGCUAGACCCCGCUGCCCGUGUGCCUCCCUGCUACCCCCCCGCAUGUGUCCUCGUCCCCUACCCUCAAAGACACGUCACAGUUCCCUGCACCUCCAAAGAAUGCCAUUUGCGUGCUUCAUUUUUGCCCUCUGCUGCUCUCUUUAGGGUGUAGUGACCCAGAAGGCUCGAUAUGUUCAAGGAGAAAGACAGAGGGGAAACGCGCAUCUCCUGAUCAGCAUAAUUAAAGCUGAGCCAACCUCUGUAAAGGGCUGAGAGAUCCUUGAAAUACACUACGUAAAUGUAACCCAUUACCACGGCUGCCCUAAGAGAGAAGACUGUUUGUCAGUUCUGUAAGGGUCUCCUAUACUGACACCAAUGAAGGAUUCACUGGGGCCUAGUAUAUUCUUUUGUAAGCAGAUAAGCAUACAGUGUAAACGUAGUCGUAUGACCUAUCGUACUCCUACUGCUUUGCUCCUGAAUUUUAGUUGGAGGGAAGGGAAGGGGAGGGGAAGUUCCCUCCUCUUUUUUGCCUGUGCUAGUUUUACAGAGCUUUGAAAACAGAGCGAAUGUCUGUAAGUGGUUUAUUUUUUAUUCCUUUCUUGUGCAUAUUUAUUUUGUGCGGCUGUUCCUUGUCCUAAUGUUCCGUCCCAAUCCCGCUUGACUCCCAAAUGUUGCGGCCAUUCUGAGUUGGAUCCUUCCUCUCUAUCUCUGCCUUGUGUCACACACAAAUCGGGGGGGGGGG
Molecule: messenger RNA, 3435 nt
Organism: Megalops cyprinoides (Indo-Pacific tarpon)
Lineage: Eukaryota; Metazoa; Chordata; Actinopteri; Elopiformes; Megalopidae
Product: potassium voltage-gated channel subfamily A member 2-like
Exons: 3
Coding region: 824-2311 (495 amino acids)
Biological process (GO): protein homooligomerization; potassium ion transmembrane transport
Cellular component (GO): dendrite; axon terminus; voltage-gated potassium channel complex
Molecular function (GO): delayed rectifier potassium channel activity; protein binding
Source: RefSeq, a predicted model, not a curated record